Messenger RNA from Doryrhamphus excisus (bluestripe pipefish), 2950 nucleotides. RefSeq names its product carbohydrate (N-acetylglucosamine 6-O) sulfotransferase 7 (gene chst7). Gene Ontology annotation, biological process: carbohydrate metabolic process; N-acetylglucosamine metabolic process. Lineage: Eukaryota; Metazoa; Chordata; Actinopteri; Syngnathiformes; Syngnathidae. Gene Ontology annotation, cellular component: Golgi membrane. The record is from RefSeq and is a predicted model, not a curated record. Gene Ontology annotation, molecular function: N-acetylglucosamine 6-O-sulfotransferase activity; chondroitin 6-sulfotransferase activity.
CAAACAGAACUUCGCUGCUGCCGUCACAGCGCUUUGACUGCAGCGACUCGUCCACAACCGAGAGAUGAAGAGGAGGCUGCAAAAGAAAUACUUGAUUCUGAUCCUCGCCUACUCGGGUUUGCUUCUGCUCAUCCCGUAUGUGUUCGACUUCGGGGACAAGUCGCUGCAUGGCGCUAAGCUGCUGCAGCAGCAGUCCCGCUGCUCGGACCUGAAGAACGCUGUGGCCGUGCUGUGGGAGCGCGGCGACAAGGUGGACGGCGCCAACGCCACAGAGGAGCCGGGUAAAAACAGCAGCCGGCCCCGCACUCACAUCUACUUGCACGCCACCUGGAGGACCGGCUCGUCGUUCCUGGGGGAGCUCUUUAACCAGCAUCCAGAUGUCUUCUACCUGUACGAGCCCAUGUGGCACAUCUGGCAGGCUUUGUACCCGGGUGAUGCGGGCAGCCUGCAGGGCGCCGUGCGUGACAUGAUGAGCGCCUUGUUCCGCUGUGACUUCUCCGUGCUCAAGCUGUACGCCGGCACGCAGAACAUCACCACAGCCUUCAUCUUCGGAUGGAAGAUGAACAAGGUGGUGUGCUCCGAGCCGCUGUGCGACGCUCACAAGAGGCACCAUGUCGGUCUGGUCCAGGAGGACCGCUGCGCCAAGUGCCCAAAGCGGGACAUCAGGGAUCUGGAGCGGGAGUGCAAGAAGUACCCUGUGGUGGUCAUUAAAGGGGUGCGUGUUUUGGACCUCAACACCUUGGUGCCCCUGAUGAAGGACCCAGCCAUAAAGCUCCACAUCGUGCAGCUCUUCCGGGACCCCAGGGCGGUGCACAACUCCCGCCUGAAGUCCAAACAGGCUCUAGUGAAGGAGAGCAUCCAGGUGCUGAGGAGCAAGAAGCAGAACGACAAGUAUAAACGUCUCCUGGUGCCCAACAAUCGGCUGAACCGGGCCGAGAGCUACGUGUCCAGCGCCAUGGAGCUCAUCUGCGACAACUGGCUCAGCGACAUGAUGCUGGUGUCCAACGCGCCGCCCUGGGUACGGAGAAGCUACCACCGCAUCCGCUAUGAGGACCUGGUGCUGCACCCUGCCCAGGAGCUCCAGAAGCUCUACCGCUUCUCCAACCUCUCCUCGUCGCCUGCGCUGGAAAGCUUCGCCCUCAACAUGACCCAUGGCCGAGGCUACUCCUCGGACAAGCCGUUCCUCAUCUCGUCCCGGGACGCCAAGGAAGCGAUCUACGCCUGGAGGGAGCGUCUCAGCGUGGAGCAGAUCAACCAGGUGGAGGCCUACUGCAGCGAGGUCAUGAGGCAGCUGGGCUACCCGAGGCACGGCGUAGACAAAACCACAUGAGCGUGUCACGGGGCCUGCAAGUCGAGACUGAGGGCGAAACGGGGGACAAACAGCUGGAAUGUGUCCCACUGGGAGCAGCAAGCAUCGCUCAGGGGCUGUUUUUCUUCCAGCUGAGCACAGCGGAUGAGCAGGGGGUGAAAGUGGGACACGGUGGGAUGUUUUCUAAAGUCCUACCUGCUCGUCUGUGGAGCCAAGGUGGCAAACAAACACCAGGGAGGCCAGGCUGCUUCACACGUCAACGCUGGCUCUCCUCCCCCUUUUUUUAGUCCUGCUAAUCCCCUCCCUUCUUGUCCCUAUUUACAAACCGCCAGCACGGCAGGCGGGGUGGGGCUGGAGGGGGGGGGGGGGGCCUUAAAAAGCUUCUCAGGACGUUGCAAGGUGGCCGUCACCUGCCCGCAUGACUCAGCAGUAAUCUGCACUUACGUGGACUCGCUAACAAGCUAACUUGAAAGUGGCAAGGAGACUCCAGUGUUGGACCCCCUCAAUUCCUCAAACCCAACCCCCCUCCGUCCCGUGAGGAAUGUGGACAGCUGCAGCAGCAAAACCUUCGCAUGAAGGAGACUUUCACUCCACCCAAUCAGUUCUGGGACAGACGUGGUACUUUUUAUCCUGCCUUCUCUGUCUAAACGUGGUCUAAAAGUCUCAUGGUUUAUCCUCAUACCCUUUCUAAGUCCUGGUUAGGGAUGCACAUUUGUCAUAUUUGUACAUGAAGGUAAAAACAUUUCCAUGCUUUCAAAUGACCCGAAUAAAGAGUCAUUGGAAACUUAAUGCUGAUAUUUUCUUGUCCUUUGCUUGACUCCACCCACCGCUUUGAUUAUUUCAUCAUAUGCUUGCCUCCUAAAUACAAUCCUAUAAUAUUUGUUGGUCAAAGAUCCUGUAUAGGACAGAAGCACCGUGAUGUUUUUAAGCCCUUCCUGCUAGUCAAAGAUCCCCUAUACUGUAUUGCUGGAGCGCUAUGCUGUUUUCAGAAUCCUUGCUGGUCAAAGAUUCUCUUUACUGUAUUGCUGGAGUGCCAUGCUGUUUUUAGAAUCGUUGCUGGUCAAAGAUCCUAUAUAGGACAGAAGCACCGUGAUGUUUUUAAGCCCCUCCUGCUAGUCAAAGAUCCUCUAUACUGUACUACAGAAGCGCUGUGCUGUUUUUAGAAUCCUUGCAGGUCAAAGAUCCUGUAUAGGACAGAAGCACCGUGAUGUUUUUAAGCCCUUCCUGCUAGUCAAAGAUCCCCUAUACUGUAUUGCUGGAGCGCUAUGCUGUUUUCAGAAUCCUUGCUGGUCAAAGAUUCUCUUUACUGUAUUGCUGGAGUGCCAUGCUGUUUUUAGAAUCCUUGCAGGUCAAAGAUCCUCUAUAGGACAGAAGCACCGUGAUGUUUUUAAGCCCCUCUUGCUAGUCAAAGAUCCACUAUACUGUACUACAGAAGCGCUAUGCUGUUUUUAGAAUCCUUGCUGGUCAAAGAUCCUGUAUAGGACAGAAGCACCGUGAUGUUUUUAAGCCCCUCCUGCUAGUCAAAGAUCCACUAUACUGUACUACAGAAGCGCUAUGCUGUUUUUAGAAUCCUUGCUGGUCAAAGAUCCUGUAUAGGACAGAAGCACCGUGAUGUUUUUAAGCCCUUCCUGCUAGUCAAAG